CUUUGGUUGCGAAGCGCAAGCUCGAGCUUUUUCCCCUUCGAACACUCGCCCUGUUGUCCUUUUGAGACAGUAUAAGUGUCUAGUGGGAAAUUUAGUGAAAGAUCUUUAAUUUCUGAUUCUUUACGUUGUACUGAAAUCAAACAUUUAAGACAAAAACCCGAUAAAAGUGCAAAUAACAUAUUUCCGAAUUGUGUAAGUGAACUGUGAUUGGAAAGAAAAUUAAUUUAAACCAAAAAAAACCAAAGUGAAUUUAAAAUGAGUACUCCGGUCAAGAAGGUGCCAAUUCAUCUCCAGAGUGCAGCAAACAGAUUGCUGAUAAAGAAUGGAAAAGUUGUGAAUGCAGAUGGAAUUAUUGAUAGUGAUAUUUAUGUUGAAGAUGGAAUUAUCAAACAGCUUGGGCGUAACUUAAUAAUUCCUGGGGGCACUAGAACGUUAGAUGCUCGUGGAAAAUAUGUGAUGCCUGGAGGUAUUGAUCCCCAUACUCACUUCGAAUUAGAGCUUAUGGGUGCCACAUCAGUGGAUGACUUUUAUCAAGGGACUAAAGCUGCAGUAGCUGGUGGUACAACAAUGAUUAUGGAUUUUGUUAUUCCUCGCAAGGGAGAAAGCAUUCUCGAAGCUUAUGAGAGGUAUCGUGCCACUGCUGAUGAGAAAGUCUGUUGCGACUAUGCACUUCAUGUUGCUAUCACUAGUUGGAGCCCAAAGGUGAAAGAAGAAAUGAUGAUACUUGCCCAAGACCAUGGAGUUAAUAGCUUCAAGAUGUUUAUGGCAUACAAAGAUCUUUUCAUGCUACGUGAUCCAGAAUUAAUUGAAGUAUUCACAUUUUGCAAAGAGCUAGGAGCUGUUGCUAUGAUACAUGCUGAAAAUGGCGACAUUAUUGCAGCGAACACGAAGAGAUUACUUCAAGCUGGAGUAACAGGUCCUGAGGGACAUGAAAUGUCACGCCCGGAAGAAGUUGAAGCCGAGGCUACAAAUAGAGCUUGUGUAAUAGCCAAUCAGGUAAACUGUCCGUUGUACGUGUCAGCGGUGAUGAGUAAAUCUGCGGCCGACGUGAUAUCCGCAAAACGUUGUGAAGGUGGUAUUGUAUUUGGUGAACCAACUGCUGCGAGUGUAGGCAUUGAUGGUAGUGAACAAUUUGGAAAAGACAUUGACAAAGGCCGUCGUUUUGUUACUUGUCCUCCUCUUCGACCAGAUCCUACUACGCCUGCUUACUUGAUAGAAAAGUUAGCUGAGGAUGGACUACAAUGUACUGGUAGUGACAACUGCACUUUCAAUGCCGACCAAAAGGCUCUCGGUAAAGAUGACUUCUCUAAGAUUCCAAAUGGUGUUAAUGGAGUCGAAGACAGGAUGUCUGUUGUCUGGGAGAAAGGAGUUCAUGCUGGAAUUAUGGAUCCAAUGCGAUUUGUGGCUGUUACCAGCACUAAUGCUGCUAAAAUAUUUAACUUGUAUCCAAGGAAAGGAGUUAUUGCUGUUGGAUCUGACGCAGACAUAGUAGUUUGGGAUCCAAGCAGAAAAAGAAUUAUUUCUGCCGAGACUCAUGUUCAAGCUGUUGACUUUAAUAUUUUUGAGGGGAUGGAAAUUAAUGGAGUUCCCGAGUAUGUAAUCGUUAACGGACGCGUUUGCGUAGACAAUUGUGAGUUGAAGGCCGUUCACGGUUAUGGGAAAUUCAUUGAAACAGCUCUGCGUCCACCCUAUGUUUAUGAAAUGAUUGAAGACAGAGAAAAGAUGCCCAGAGGAGUUGCGAGAACGGCUGCUGAAGCUAAAAGAUUUGCUGAAGAGGAUGCAGCAUUAGCUAAAGCAAGAGAAGCCGCUAGAGCUGCUGCAGCUGCUAGAGCACAGUCUAAUCAAACUAAUGGAACUCAUGAAGCUAUUCGUAGACUUAAAAUUCAAGAAAUUGAUUGCACGCCAACAUUGCCUGAUUCUGCUGUUGUUACUCCUUCAGCUAAGGGACCACGUUUAGAAGGACAAAGGAAUCUUCAAGAUUCAACAUUUUCUAUCAGCGAGGAUAUUGAUGAAGCUCGACGUGCUUGUAUUCGUGUGAAUAAUCCACCAGGUGGUCGCAGUGCUGGAGGAUUUUGGUAAUUUUUAAAUUCAGCUAAAAGGCUUGCUUUUGCGCGGGUAUUUAUCCAAUAAAGAAAUCUAAACAAAGUUUAAUGAAAACAAAAAUAUUUAUAAAUAAAAGAAUGAUCCUAUCACGCUCCUCAUUUACACAAAUGAUAUCCUUCUCAUUCAUUUUCAUCUCUUUAUAAUCAUCCCAAAUCCUGGGGAAAUUAUUUCGCUUUCAUUUUCGCUACUCACCAAAUAUUAUUAAUACAUAUUUAACUAUCUACUAAUAAAUAAUGUAAUAAACUCAUCAAGGUCUGUAUCACCGUCGGAAAAUCGCAAGAAUCAAUAGACAAUUAUGAAUCAUUAUUUAUUGAAAUAUAUCUAUUAUGCUUAUAAACUGCUUUUUCAUUUAUAUACAUAUAUAUUAAUAAAUGAAUCAAUUCAACAUUCAGACACAUACUAAACAUUUCUGCGUAAUUGCUCGUAAUAUCCAUUACUCAUUAAUAUUCAUCAACAAGUAAUAUUAAAAUUCAUUAGGUGUUAGUUUAAUUUAUUUAUAACAAUAGUUAAUGUUUAUAUAUUAUGUGAAGUAUGAAGAAUGGAAAUGAUUCUGAUUAAGAAAAUUAUUAUAUACAUUCACAAGAGGCUAAUAAAAUAUAAAGUAUACAAUAUGAUAUUCAGACUGCUCUAAAAUAUAAUACAAUAUUAGAUAAUAAUAAAAAGAAGUUUAUGGGUAUUAUUUAAUGUUAGCUUACAAAUCAAUAAUUUUAAGCACUUGAUCAGUUAAAGUAUUGUUAUAAAAAUAACUGUGUUUCGUUUUCAUUUCAUUAUGAAACAUUGAUAUAAAUGAUGAAACAAAUUUCGUUUGAAUGUUUCGUAUAAAAUGUGUGUUACGAUUGACGAUUUUUAGAAUAAGUUAACUAUAUCAAUGAAUUUUAACGCACAAAAAUUUAAUACAAAUGGAUUGUGUAAUAACAAAAGAAAUUAAAGUUUUUGACGAUUUAUGGUUUAAAUAAUAUUUAUUAAAGUGUAAUGUUAUAGAAUGAAUUACGACUAUUACUGUAUAAUUGUUUAUUAACAUUCAAUUUAUUGAAUAAUUGUCAUUUAAAGAUGUCUUAUGACGAUAUUGUUUUUUUUUCAUGUUAAAAAUUUAUAUUAAAAAAUAGUUCAAUUAGUAUCUUGUUUUGUUGUUUGUAUUUUAUCUAUACACACGAUAAUAAAGUGAGCAUGAUAAUAAAAUACAAGUCAUCAGAAAGUAUCAGACGUAUUUCAAUUUAGAAUAAAUUGAAAUACAGAAAUAAUAUCGGAAAAUAAUUGUUUGGAGUUUAACCAAUGAAUAAAUGGAAAAUUUUAAAAUCAA
Molecule: messenger RNA, 3403 nt
Organism: Chelonus insularis
Lineage: Eukaryota; Metazoa; Arthropoda; Insecta; Hymenoptera; Braconidae
Gene: CRMP
Product: Collapsin Response Mediator Protein
Exons: 10
Coding region: 256-2079 (607 amino acids)
Biological process (GO): pyrimidine nucleobase catabolic process
Cellular component (GO): cytoplasm
Molecular function (GO): dihydropyrimidinase activity
Source: RefSeq, a predicted model, not a curated record